AAGCCCUAGAGGUGGCCAAGGCAGCGAGAGCAGGUGAAUCCAAUAUCGCUGCUCUCUCUUCUCUCUUCCCGCUCUUCUCCCCUCCUCUUCUCACCCCCACUUCUCCCUGCCAGCUCCCCUUGAUCGGCACCCUUUCAGAGGCUCUAGAGGUGGCCAAGGCAGCGAGGGCAGCGGGGUGGGCAGUGGUGGUGGCAGGUGGGGUGGGACGGCAGGGGGACACGGAGGACUGCAUGCUUGCUGACGUGGCAGUGGGCAUGGGGGCCCAGCGAAUCAAGGCUGGGGGUGUGUGUCGGGGCGAGCAAUGCUCCAAGUAUAAUCAGCUUUUACGGAUUGAGGAAGAGCUUGGAAGCAAGGCGACUUAUGGAGCAGGAACAGCAAAUGUGAUUCCACCAAGCAAAUGA
Molecule: messenger RNA, 401 nt
Organism: Closterium sp. NIES-65
Lineage: Eukaryota; Viridiplantae; Streptophyta; Zygnematophyceae; Desmidiales; Closteriaceae
Source: the annotation of a GenBank genome assembly